This is a messenger RNA of Strongylocentrotus purpuratus (purple sea urchin), 3451 nucleotides long. RefSeq lists its product as uncharacterized. The record is from RefSeq and is a predicted model, not a curated record. Lineage: Eukaryota; Metazoa; Echinodermata; Echinoidea; Camarodonta; Strongylocentrotidae. The transcript has 4 exons. The coding region runs from base 1191 to 1937 and encodes 248 amino acids.
AAUAUGAAUAUUAUUCCUUCUUAAAAGGGUUGUCAAUAUUUUGUUGGCUUACCGUACACUUAUCAAUGAUAUCAUCUGCCAUGGACAUCACAUUGAAAGCAGGUUGUAAAGUUGGUAAAAACCCUUUUCUUAAGGUGAUGAGUUAAAGGAUUUAUGUGUUGUCACUCCUUGCCUUUCAAACCUUAGUAUCUUUAAACAUCACUCACAUCAUGACAUGUACAUGUAUUUCGAACUUAUAGAUCAUAUUUGAGAAAUCUAAAACAAUGGUGCACAUUUAGAAUACUGGAUUGAUAGGUGGAUGGAUAACAAGAUCAUACAUCCAUGCUUUUUCUUCCCAGAUUAAGGAUUGUCGACCUGAUCCGUAUAUUGAAGUUGGAACAUUCCAUGAACCUUGCAAAGUGCUCAUUUUUUGACUGGGUUGGAGGAGGAGACAAGAUAAGAUUCCCUAUGCAGCUAUUUCACUGAUUGUGGCCAAGCAACACCAUACCAUUGCCCGAAAAAACGUUAUGAUAAAUAAAAAAGACCAAUGUGCAACAUGUACGAAGUAUGACCAGUUGUCUGGAGAUCAGAAGGAGAAUUUCACGGAAACCCAUCUCGUACAAAAAACAGAGGCUCAAGAUGCCAAAGCAGUUCCUUGCAUCGUGUAAGACAGAAAAUCGUUGUGAAUAAGAUGGAGUGCAAAAGAGGACAUGCUUACAACAAGAAAUAUGCUGAUAAAUUUGACUUCGGUGCAUCAUCAGGAAAGAGCAAACAUCAUGCAACUUGCAAGGAAUGUCGCCGAGAUUUGUCAAUUUUGCAUGGCGGUUGUAAUGACAUUGUUGUUCAUUGCAAAUCAAAGCAACACAUCACUGCUUUCAAGUCUGAAUCGUCAGCACGAGAAAUAACAUCAUGGAUGUCAACCUCCAAGGAUUUUAAUAUAACUAGAGCUGAGUGCUUAUUUACAUCAUUUUAUUUGGAGCACAAUAUUCUUCUAUCAGCUGCAAGUCACAUGGGACCAUUGUUGAAAAAAGCCUUUCCUAAUUCUGAGGAGGUUAUGAAGUUUACCAGUGCAAGGACCAAACAUCUUGUCUUGUGCGUGAAAUGGCCAAAGAUAAACAAGGACAGAUCGUUUCAGCCAUGAAAGCACGGCCAAUUGCAAUAUCAACUGAUGGGAGUAAUGUCAGCGACAGUAAACCAUACCAAAUUGUGGCAUGCCUCGGGAAGUGUCAGUGCUUGGUUGCCCCAAUCAUCUAAUUGAUUCUGCUGCCAAAGAUGCGUCAUCUGCAUUACCAUAUUCAAUUGACUCGCUCCUUAUUGAUGUGUUCUACUAUCUGGAAGCCAGCGUGAACAGGAAAUUGAAUCUCAAGAAGUUCCAGAUGCUCAUUGGGAACGAAGUGCAGGCAGUUCUGAAACAUGCUUGUACGAGAUGGCUGAGCUUGGGCCAAUGCUUGCCAAGAUUUAUCCAACAAUGGCAAGCUCUAGUCCUCUUUUUUGAAGGAGAAGUGUCAGCCGAGCAGAAGACGCCUACUCAACAGACAAAGCAGAAGAAGCCUACUCAACAGACCAAGGCUACCAAGAAUAGUGUCCAGACUUCACUUGUUCCAAAGAAGCCAACUCCAGCUGUGAAAAAUGAACCUGCUCAGGGAUCUCAACUGAAGAAAAAGCCUGCUCACCAAACCAAGAUGACUGCACAACUCCAAGCAUUCUGCAUUCCCAAGAAGGUGUCUGCAGAUCCACCACAUGUGAGCAAACCUGCCAAGUCUCAGACCCAAGUUCAACUUCAAACACCACAGCCACAACACAGUAGACCUGCAUCUUCAAGCUCUACUACUCGGGAAAAACGACAAAUGAGGAAGCUUCGGAUACACCUAGAAAAAAGCAGAAGACUGGGAAAGUUGUUGGCAAGGCAACAGGCUCAACAGUGCUCAAGACUGGAACUUCCAGUCAUCCCAGUAUGAUUUCUAGUAAAAUGACUGGAAAUGAAAAAACAAGAUGUGGAGGAAAAAAAGAAACAAGACAGACAGUAAGAGAUAAAACAAGACAGGAAAGAAUUCUGAAUUCAUUGCACUCAAACCCAAUAUCAGCCACAGCAUCAUUGCAUUUCACAAGAAAAAUGUCAUCUUUCAGACGAGAAGUCCUCUGAUACAAAAGCUAAAAGGAAUACUAGAAAGUCUACUGCGUGACUUGUACAGCCAAUUUGUAGCUCCACAAGCAAUCAUUGCAGCCACAGACUUGACCCUUCUGGACUACAAGAACAAGGAGAAUCUUUGUGAAGAAUCUGAAAUGGUCAUAAAAAGCGCAACAAGAGAAAUUGUGAACACUUUAGAUGAGUCUGAUUGCCAUAAGUUCUAUGCAGCAGUGCAUUCAUAUUACACCAAGGCAUGUGACUACAUUGUAAGUAAGUUUCUAUUGAAGUCUGAUGUUCUCAUCCAUGUGCAAGUGGCUGACAUUGCAUAUCAGAAGGAUGCCAAAUUCACUUCUCUAAAGUUCUUCAUCAACAAGUUCCCCUGCAUGUUGCUUCAGGAAGAAGAAGAAGACAAGCACAGUGCCCUAGAUGCUCUGGAGAACCAGUUCCUUAUCUAUCAAAUUGCUCAGCUUCCGGACUUAGUGCAAAAUGAGGAAUCUACUGACAAGCAGUGGACAAGUAUGAUGACAGAAAAGAAUGUUUCUGGUGAACUGUGCUAUGACAGACUUGCAAAAGGGAUUCUAACCAUACCCCAUACCAAUGCUGAAUGUGAAAGGGUCUUCAGUCAGGUGCGAAAGAACAAAACUGACUUCAGAGGGUCCAUGAGCAACGAAACUCUAAAAAGUGUCCUUAUUACUAAGGCUCGCCAAACAACACCCUGCUACAUGAGGGAAUUUGACUCUGAUUUUCCAAAGAAAGCUCGUGAUGUGCGCUACGCGCACAUGAUAUUCAGUUUUACUUAAAUGUUACUAAUUGAAAAUUCCAAAGUGUUGGCAGCUAUGCCAGGCCAAGGUAGUUGCUGGAAAGAGGACUUUUGUCUCUGCUUCUUUUGAUUUGCAAAGUGAAUGUCGCUGCAACAUUACUCUAUGCCAUCCAGAACACACAUCUCAAAGUCAUCGCACACAAUUUUCUGGAGAGUGGGCAUUCCCACGUGGAAUGCAAUAGCAUGCAUUCUGCUAUUGAAACAGAAAAAAAGAACAUCAAUGUCUUCACAAUGCAUGACUGGGUAAAACAUUUUCCACAAAUUAAGACGUCGGCUUCCAUACAAGGUCAUAAACAUGUGCCAUGGAGACUUUUAUGAUCUGAAAAAUCUCUCACAGCAGAUCAUGAAUAACAAACGCCUAGACGAAGAUAGACACGUCUUCAACUGGCUACAUGUAAAGAGCUUCCAAUACAGGAAGGAAGAGCAAAGCACCAUCUGCUACCAUCUAUAACUACUUGUAUGACUACAAGAAGAUAGAUCAUCAGUUCCACGUAAUCUGGACCUUGUCUACCAAGAGAAGCAUU